AAAAAGGAAAAAGGAAAGAAGAAUAAAGAAAGUGAAAAACACAACUGCCGAUAUAAACGUCACCACCUCUUUCUCCCACCGCGCUGCCACAGCACUACCAGACCACCGUCGCACACCACCACCGCCACACGCCGCCUCCAUUUCAUCGUCGGUUCCCUCUCUCUCUCUAGCAACAAUAAAAUUGCCCCUUUCUCUCUUCCUCUUCAUCAUCAUCAUCAUCAUCGCUCACCCUAUCCAUCAAAUUUGAUUUUCUUUCUUCCCUAAAACUUCCAACAAUCGAGCAAAAAGGAUUCACAUCUUCAAUCUCAAUUCUCAAAUAAGCAAAAUCAAAGUGUCAACCUCAAAUCCUCAAUCUUGAGAUUGAAAAUCUAAGAUUGAGUUGAAGCAGUGGAGAUGGAGGAACGUGACGAAGAUUUGAGCGGCGGAGAUUAACGGCCACGGCGACGACGGCGGUUUGAGCUACGGUGGUUUGAGAGUUUUAACGAGAAGGAGAAUGGAAGAGAAAGCGAGAAACAGGUUUUUGGAUAACAUUGAAAAUUUAAUUUAUUCUAAGGGUAUUUUGGUCAAUUCGGGGUGUAAUUAGAAAAAAUCUAAUUAUAAUCGCAAAUUCACCAAAAAACUAACAAUUAUUUAUUUGAUUCAAAUAAUAAUAGCAGCAAAUACAUGAUCAAAAAUAAAGAAUUAAGAAUGGUACUGUGAUUAUAGGUUGACAUACAACUUAGAUAAAAAAAACUAUCAAAUAUAAAACCACUCAACAUAAACAAAAAUAUAAAUCUUUCAUUGAUAUUAAUGACAUGUUAAUGGAGUCUGUGAGAUUGUGAGAGAACACAUCAAUGAGAGAUUUACGAGAGAGAGAGAGCGUGAAACAGGAGCAUAAAAAGCAGUUUCUAAAAAUUUAUAUAAAGAAGGGUAAUUUUGGUAUUAUAAUUAAAUAUUAAUGAAAAUUGGGUGUAACUAGGUUUUGGGGUGUGGUUAGAAAGUUUCAAUAAGAAAUCUAUAUUUGAGAGAGUAAGGAAAAAAAAAUCAAAUAGGCGCUAAGAGGGCCGAAGCAGAAGAUACAAUCGUAGUGCCGGCAACCGGCAACCGGAUAGGGCUCACCGGGAACGAACCCUAUAAGCUAAUUCGACUUUCGAGUUUGAAGGUUAUUACUACAGAUCGGUUUUUGUAAAAGAUAAAGGUAUUUUUUUUUCUUCUCAAUUUUGAUUUUAACCCUCUGCACAAGACAAUAUGCAUUCAAAUCAUAGCUUAGAGAUGAAAUCAUAGUGUGUUCAAUUAGGGUAGAUGAAAUUAAGGAAUGUUUCAAUUGUCAAUUUUGUUAUAAAAAAUUCAGAAAUAUUUUAUUGCAUAACAACUAUAAGACCUAUAAUAUUGUAGAUGACUGAGUUUUUGAAGUUUACUAUGUGUGUAGAGAUAUGAUUGUGAAGAUGGAUGAGUUGUCAUAUAACAAAAAAUGGGUUAAGAAUGUUGUCUAAGUUCGAUUCUUGGGUGGAACAAUUCUUGGUUAGACUUUACUUACCUUCCGGUCGAACUCUGGAUUACCAUGACCCCUUUCCCUUGGAAUCGGAGGGUUAUUACUCUUUUGUCAUUUGACAUCAUAUUGUUGAAUAGCUAGGUUGGACCUUUACUUAUUUUUCCUUGAUCAUUAUUAAAGCUCUGAGAUUCAUUUGGGUAAACAACUCAAUUUAGUGCUUAUGUAUGUGUUAUUUCUGUAAUGAUAAUCAAAGAGAUAAUAUGGCUACACUGUUUUUAGAUAAGUUCUACAUUGUUUCCAUAAGCUAUCUUGAGAAGCUUAUUGAAAUAAUAUGAUAACAACGUAUGGACAUUUUAUAAACUACUUUCAUAAGUUCUCCCAAUCAUUUAUACAAGUGCUUAUGUCAUUGGAUAAACCUGAAUAAGCUGUGAAAAUGCGCUUCCUAACACACCUUAGUAGAUUUCAUGUAUUGCUCUUCCUUGUGACAGUGUUAACUUAUAAACAUGACAUUUACAGAUUACUCCUCUAAUAUUAGUAUUUGUCAAUUUGAGUGGUAAAUUUUAUGUUGAACUCGUUGAUGUUUGUUCAGUUUAGAUGAUAUGUUACAUACAUUCGUUUCAUUUUUAUUACAGCAUUCUUUACCUAAUGUUGAACUCAUUGAUGUGUCUGUUUAGUUUGGAUAUUUCAUACAAUGUUGUUUCUUUUUUCCUACAGCAAUCUUUCUAUCUUUUAAGCAUCACCUUAUAGAAUUUAACAUUAUGUAGGCAAGUACUAAGGUGCGGCUUAAACAAUGGGAUCUAACUCAUUGAAGGAUUAUCUAAAAAAAUAUGUUAGUAACCCUGAAGAAGACAAGAAAAAGAAGAAAAAGAAGAGGAAAACUCUACCACAAGCAUCUGGAUUGUUAGUCGUUGAUGAAGAUCCAGCCUGGCAGAAACCCGUGGAUCUCGGAGAAGAAAAUGUUGAGAACUCAUCCGAUGAGGAGAAACCGGUAGUUGACGAAGACAUUGAAGUAAAGCGUAUGAAGCGGCUUGAGCAGCUGAAGGCCAGGCGUUCUUAUCAUGAUAUAUCCGAGGAUGGAAGUGGUUGGAUUCCACUUUCUUCUAAGUCUGAGAAUCUUGGUGACUCAAAUGAUAUGUCUCCACCACGUAAGCAGAGGGUUCGAAAUGACACUCCUUCACCAGAACCUGAAUUAAAUCAUUCCACUUCUAACAAAACGGGUGCUGAUUUAUCCUCUUCGCGUCGGCAGUUGAAAUGCAAAGACACUCCAUCACCUGAACGUAACUCACAACCUGCACAUUCAGAGGGACUGAAUUCUGAUUUAUCUCCUCCUCGUAAACACAGAGAUCAGAUAGCUCGUGAACCAAGGUUGUCUAAAUCAAAAUUUGAAGAUAGUGAUAGAUCACCUCCUCGACGGCAACAUAUGGAAGAUCUUUCUCCACCUAGACGAGGUCGUCAUGAUUCUCCCUCUCAAGAUACUUUUCAUGGAACUGUGUCAUCUGACCUUUCACCCCCGAGGAAACGCCAGCAUAGUGUUGCAAGAUCGAGUUUAUCUGAUGUUUCUCGUCGUUCGCAUCCAUCUUUCGAUCAUGACCUAUCUCCACCAAGGAAGAAAUCGAAGGAGCUAUCCAUUCCAGCAUCUGUUAAUGAAAGAAAGACGGGUUUGAUUUCUGGUAAGGAUAUCAGAGAAGAGAUUGACAAAAAGAAGAAGGAGGAUUUGCUGAGACUUAAACAGAUGGACCCUGUCAUCAGUGGGCGUGGCGCUGAACCUGUAUUUCGUGAUAACAAAGGAGCACGCAUUACCAAAGAGGAAUACGUAAAGUCAAAACAGAAAGUAGAAGAAAAGCCCAAGGAGAUUCAAAUAGAAUGGGGCAAAGGCUUGGCUCAAAAGCGAGAAGCUGAGGCUAGGCAAAAGGAACUAGAGGUUCAGAAAGAAAAACCUUUUGCUCGGACCAGAGAUGAUCCUGAACUUGACAGGUCACUGAAGGAGAGGAUAAGAUGGGGUGAUCCUAUGGCCCAUCUAGUAAAGAAAAAAUAUCCAGAGCCUGUUCUGCCGAACUUGGGGGAUAGUGAUAAAAUGAGGGAAUCUGGUUUUGUUGUUCCUCAAGAGAUUCCAAGUCAUAGCUGGUUGAAGAGAGGUUUAGAUGCCGCUCCAAAUCGGUAUGGGAUACGGCCGGGACGACAUUGGGAUGGUGUUGAUCGUAGUAACGGGUUCGAGAAGGCAUUGUUUAAGAGGAUGAAUGAGAGACAAGCUACAGACAAAGAGGCUUAUCUUUGGUCUGUCUCUGAUAUGUGAAAACUUACAUUAUAUUGUAACAACAUUCAAACAAAGUAUGGUUGAUCUGGCAUAUUUUCGAAGUGUACUCAGGGGGCCACAUUUGGGAGGCAUGUUUGUAAAGAUUUUAAUAUGAUGUUUUCAUGUUAAUUAUGGAAAAUGAUGAGCCAUAGUUUUCUUCAUUGUUCUAAUCCUGCAGAAAAAUGAGGAAAUUUUUUGUCAA
Messenger RNA from Trifolium pratense (red clover), 3966 nucleotides. Its product is annotated as BUD13 homolog. The transcript is spliced from 9 exons. Gene Ontology annotation, molecular function: RNA binding. Bases 2262 to 3764 code for a protein of 500 amino acids. NCBI's taxonomy places the organism in Eukaryota, Viridiplantae, Streptophyta, Magnoliopsida, Fabales, Fabaceae. Gene Ontology annotation, biological process: mRNA splicing, via spliceosome. The record is from RefSeq and is a predicted model, not a curated record. Gene Ontology annotation, cellular component: U2-type spliceosomal complex; RES complex.